Amborella trichopoda is the source of this 1809-nucleotide messenger RNA. RefSeq names its product FK506 BINDING PROTEIN 53 (gene FKBP53). NCBI's taxonomy places the organism in Eukaryota, Viridiplantae, Streptophyta, Magnoliopsida, Amborellales, Amborellaceae. Gene Ontology annotation, molecular function: peptidyl-prolyl cis-trans isomerase activity. The record is from RefSeq and is a predicted model, not a curated record.
GGUUUCAUGGUUUAGGGGUUUACGGCUUCGUUGCAGAGAGCCACUGCAUCGUUUUAGGUUUUUUUGAGGUCUAAGCAAUGGCGUUUUGGGGAAUUGAGGUAAAACCUGGUAAGCCAGUUAAGCAUCAAUAUGAUAGCGAGAGGGGAAGGCUUCAUGUAUCAAAGGCUACUUUGGGUCAUGGUUCAUCAACUGAGAGGAGUAGCCUACAGUGUAACAUAGGAAAUAAGAGCCCUGUUCUUUUAUGUGUUCUUUCGGAAAACCACACUGAUAAUUGUUCUAUAGAUGUUGAAUUCGAGGAGGAGGAAGAGGUGGUGUUCUCUGUUUUGGGCCCUCGAAGUGUGCACCUAAUUGGUUAUUACAUGGUUCCUGAUCGUGGUCCCGAAGAGGACUCUGAAUCUUAUGGGGAAGAUAUUGAUGUUGAGACAGAAGAAGAGUCAAGCUACCAUAGCUCAGAUGAUGAAUAUGAGGACGAUUUUAUUAAUGAUGAUGAUCUUGAUAUGUUUCCAGAUUCACCCCGGCCCAAGAGUGGAGUUACGAUUGAGGAGAUAAUUGAUGAUGAAGUUCCUUCAAAUGGUCAUGUUCCUAAAAAUUUGAAGAAGAAGCUUCAGAAAGUUGAAUCGGAAGAUGAUUGCAAGGACAAGCAACUAUCAGUGAUCAAAAGGACUAGAAACCAACGUAUAGAGUCGGAUAGUGAAGAUGAAGAUGGGUUACCGAAACCUUCAAUAAAAGAUGGUGGUAAGGAUGCUAAAGUUGCUGAAGCAAAAGAAAACUCUGGAACAGCUAAUGAAGAGGGAGAGAAAGAAACUCAAGUUAACGGUCAGGAUGAUGUAUUUCCUGGUUCAAACAGGAAACUUGACGGCAAUGAACAAGUUGGAGCUGGAAAGAGAAAGAAAAGAGGCCAAUUAGAUAUUCCUUCAGAUCCAUCAGGUGCACCUGUUCUUGAAAGUGAUGGAAAGAAGAAAAAAGACAAGAAGAAGAAGAAGAAGAAAAACAAAAGCGAAAAUCCAAUCUCAGAAAAGGAUCAACAAAUACAGGAAGCACAAGAGCUAACUAGCGGUACUCCAGGUCAACCUUCGGACAUUGAAGGGAAAAGACUAGAAUCGGAUGAAAGAAUUCCAAUUGAAUCAACUGAUCAAGCCAACGCUAAUCUUGAUGGGGAUGUUAAAAAGAAGAGGAAGAAAAAGAAGGCCAAGACUCAGGAAAAUGAUAAAAGCUCUGACGGAGUAGCAUCUGCGGUGGUGGAAGAAAAAUCAGAUAUGCCACUUGCAAAAGGAGCAAGGACCUUCUCCAAUGGCUUGGUUGUUGAGGAUAUAUCGAUUGGUCAACCAGAUGGGAAAAAGGCAGAUAAAGGACGCAAGGUUUUGGUGAACUACAUUGGCAAGCUUAAGAAGAAUGGAAAGAUUUUUGACUCUAAUAUUGGAAAGAGGCCUUUUAAGUUUCGAUUAGGUAUCGGAGAAGUCAUAACAGGCUGGGAUGUCGGUGUCAAGGGAAUGCGAGUUGGGGAUAAACGCAGAUUAACAAUUCCUCCAUCUAUGGGUUAUGGAUCCAAAGGAGCGGGGAUGAUACCUCCAAAUGCUUGGCUAGUGUUUGAUGUCGAGUUGGUUGAUGUCCAGUGAUGAUGUUUGUAUCUGGGAAGUUAAAUUCUCCUCUCUUUUUUUUUAUGUUGUUUUUGCGGCUUAUUGAACUGCGUGGGUAGAGAGAGAAUUACGUGACACUAUAAUGCUCCUCUUUUUUCAUGCAUGUAUUGAGGAUGAGCAUCAUUUUUGGAAAAGCACGAUAUUCAGUCAAUGUUUUAUAUAAUUUUUGGCA